AUGUCAUGCCCCCCAACUUCCAAUCCUGUUGACUUUAGCCCAUUUGAUACUUCAUUUCGGCUGCCAGCUUAUAAUCCGGAUGACCCGAGGCAAGCGGCGCCAUCGUCGUCAAAUGUGCCAACCCCUGUAGUUGACGAACAAAAUGUCGGCAAGUUGUUCUUUGACUUAAAUGAAGAUUUGAAGGGUACCACUAUUGUCGAAGAUGAUGAGUUGAGAGUUGAAGAACCAAGAUCAGGCAUGGAGUUUGAAAGUGUGAAAGAGCUGACGGCCUACUAUAAGCAAUAUGCGAAGCAAGAGGGUUUCGAUGUACGGACACAGAGAACUAGAAAAGAUGAUGAGGGGAGGCCUGUGUAUGUGACCGUUGGUUGCGCCUGUGGCGGAAAGUACCAACCUAAGAAUAGUAAUAUCUCGAAGCCACGGCCAACAACCAGAACAGAUUGUAAAGCAAGAGUAAAUGCUACGUUGAGUAAGAAUGAAAAGUGGGUUUUCACAACUGUUGAAAAUGUGCAUAACCACAUAACUGUGAGCCCCAAGAAAACCAGACUGUUGCGAUCGCACAAGUUUCUAGACGAAUAUAGCCAAAGGAUCCUGGAUCUGAAUGAUCGAGCCGGAAUAAGAAUGAACAAAAAUUUUAAUUCUCUUAUUGUUGAUGCGGGGGGUUAUGAGAAUUUAACUUUUCAAGAGAAAGAUUGUCGGAAUUUCAUUGAUAAGGCAAGACAUUUACGGUUGGGUAAAGGAGGUGGCGAAGCCCUUAAUCAUUAUUUCCAAAGAAUGAGAGACCAGAAUGAUGGCUUCGUUUCUAACAUGGACGUGAAUGAUGAUGGUAGGCUAUGA
Molecule: messenger RNA, 834 nt
Organism: Carya illinoinensis
Lineage: Eukaryota; Viridiplantae; Streptophyta; Magnoliopsida; Fagales; Juglandaceae
Product: protein FAR1-RELATED SEQUENCE 5-like
Exons: 3
Coding region: 1-834 (277 amino acids)
Source: RefSeq, a predicted model, not a curated record